Drosophila rhopaloa is the source of this 4535-nucleotide messenger RNA. It is a transcript of the gene Cp190, whose product is annotated as centrosome-associated zinc finger protein CP190. NCBI's taxonomy places the organism in Eukaryota, Metazoa, Arthropoda, Insecta, Diptera, Drosophilidae. The coding region runs from base 590 to 3907 and encodes 1105 amino acids. Gene Ontology annotation, biological process: regulation of transcription by RNA polymerase II. The record is from RefSeq and is a predicted model, not a curated record. Gene Ontology annotation, cellular component: nucleus. Gene Ontology annotation, molecular function: RNA polymerase II cis-regulatory region sequence-specific DNA binding; DNA-binding transcription factor activity, RNA polymerase II-specific; protein binding. The transcript has 4 exons.
AAAGGUGUUUUCAAUUAAAAGAGAUGUUAUUAAAAGACCGCCAGUGCCAAAGUGAAGUUAUGUCCCCCAAAAACCCAUUGUUGUGUGUGGUAAAGAGACGCGCCAAAAGGGCCCAAAUAAAUGCUACCAAACGAAAGAUGUUUGACGUAGUUUAAGCAAAAACAUUAUUGGGCUACACACAAUUGGCAAUUAAGAAGAAAUAAUAAAAGAAAGCCUGACGACGCGCACAACUCACACACACGCGACGCAGGCACACGUAUACAGGCGUAUAUCGAUAUCUGCGAGUUGCAUUUCGCGCCGUGGCGGCAGCACAAAAUAAACCAAAUAACCGAAAAUCAAUUGGCGUCCAUUUGAAAAAAACGUCGGGAAAUACCACUAUUAUUAAUUGUUUCUGUGUUGCUUCUUUCUCGGGUUUCCUUCUGCUUUGUAUCGUGUCCUUAUUCGCAUCUCUCGAUUUCUUACCCCUGCCGGAGUACAGUUGCGCCUCGAAGCCAGAGCAAGCGAAACUACGGGAGGCUAACGAUACGGAAACGGAGAGCACGGGCACUUGCCAAGAUCACGGCACACAGGACACAGCAGCACCGGCGAUAUGGGUGAAGUCAAAUCCGUGAAGGUGGACAACUGGGGGGUCUUCUUUCUGCAGAAGCUGCAGAACUUUUUCAACAAGACGGACUACUGCGAUUUGACACUCCAGUUUCGGGACAAUUCACAGCUAAAGGUGCAUCGUCUGGUUCUCAGCGCUUGUACUGACUACUUUAAUGUGCUGGAGCAGACGUGCGAGAUUGUUGACGAUGCCCUUAUCAUGCCCAACGAGUUCCAGGCGGACGUGGUGGUGCCCAUUGUUAACUUUAUGUAUACGGGCACCCUGGAAUUCGAACUCAAAAUGUACGGCAAGCUUCUGCGGACCGCCAAGGAGAUGAACAUGACGGUACUGCUUAAGUUGCUGGAGGCACAUCGUCGUACUAUGGAAAACGUGAAUCGCCAGCAGAGGCCGCCUAGUCCCAAGGGCAUCCGCAGGCGCACAGUUGGACAGCCCAGUUCGGGCCUUCCCCAGCAGCGCGUCCUAGGUCCUUCCCCGCAGUCUCGGAGUGUGGGCACACCCACCAUGCAGAGAGCCAACACACAGCGUGGAACUACUGGCAACGCAAUUAUCCGCACCUCGGGUGGCACAAAUCGCUCACAGUAUGCGGAGAGCACCGUUAUCAAGCAAGAGCCAACUUCGCCAUUUGAGCAGCUGCGCAAGGGAUACAACAAUAAUAAAAGACCGGCACAGACCAGCCUGCUUUCGCCGCCCUCUAAGAAGCCUAGUUUGGAGGAGGUAAAGGAGUUUGCCGAGCAACAGCGAAUGCGUAAGCAAAUAGCCGCGGAAUACGGUGAUCACGAUCCUGAAUAUGACGGAGGCAUGUUGUACGAUGAUGUCCAUGCCGGGGACGAUGAUGACGAUGAUUUGCCGCCACAGCCAUCUACGUCCAAGCAGCAGUCACCGCAGGGCACACAGACCCAGCUUGAGCAUGGAUCCACCACCAUUAUCCUGAAGCAGGACUCGCCCAGCCAGACGCCCACGAUAAUUGUUAAGGAUUCUUCCAAUGCCAAGCUGAAUCACACCAAGAUCAUUGCCGAAGUCCUGCGCCAAUAUCCGCACAUUGUUAAGGGUCACAAGAACAUCAAACUGAAGAUUAUGCCGAACACACCACCAGCGUCCGCAGAAAAGCCUGCUCCGGCGACGGUCAAGCGGGGAUCACCAGUAAUGGCGAAUCAGUCAUCCGCCUCGACAUCGCCCCACAAGAAGCUGCAUGUGUCGUUCAAGGCGGACAAGAACGCGCCCAUGAUCACCGCUCAGCAGAAGGUGAGCGGUUCUCAGCAAAAGAGCGCGCCUACGCAGUCUAUCGCCUCGCAAGGGGCAGCGCCGAAUCCACCUGUCAAUGCCGCCGCAGCCCAGAAGCGACGAAUUGACAGUAAGACAAUGCAUGCUUUGAUUGCCCAAGGUGCCGAGAACACUACAGGUCCCUGGCUGUGCCUACGGUGCGGCGUGAACGGACGCCCCAUCAGCAUUCCGUCGUACCGGGGCUUCCGACGCCAUCUGAUCAAUACGCACAAGGAGGCCAUUGACCCGGCACUCUGUGAGCACUGCGGAUGGCGAUCGGGCAACAACCGAGAGCUGCAUUUCCAUAUGUAUAUAGAGCACCAGAUCAAGUCGCUGCUGUACACCUUCGCCGAGUGCGCGCUUUGCAACCAGUCGUAUUUGACUAAGGGCGAGUUGGAGAGCCACAUCAACGAGGCGCACACCGACGACAACAAGCAGCAGUGCAUCUACUGCAACAAGGUGUUCGAGCAAGAGCUUCAGUUGUACAGGCACAUGAGAAGCUACCACAAAGAGCAAGCCGUGGAGGAUGGCAUCAUCGAUGAAACGGACGAGGAGUUUCUCGGUUCGCAAGACGAGGAAGAGGAGGAGGUCGAAGGAGGAGAAGAACAAGAACCCGAGCAAACUGGCAAAGUGCGAAUUCUUUCCGACAUCAGUUUGCCAGCCACUAGUGCCAUCGCAGUACAGCAAGCUCAGCAGGAGCAACUGCAGGAGGAAGAGGUGGAAAACGAGCAAGUGCAGCAGGAGGUGAAGUUUGUGGGUGCCGAUGGUAAUGAGGUGGAGCUUACAGACGAGCAGCGCAAGGAGAUCCUUUCACAGCUCAACCAGCAGCAAGCAGGCGCUGCCGCCGGUGGCGUGGUUAUGGUGCUUAGUGAGCCAGAUGCGGAACCCGUGAAACAGGAGGCCGACGAAAAAUCCCUGGCCGGCACCGAGGAGGAGUAUGAUGACAGCCAAAUCUACAGCGAGCUGGCUGCCGCUGACUCUGUGGAGAGCGCCAAAAAGAGCAUUGCAGAUGAGAGCAAGGAGUCCAUGGACAAUCUGGAAUGGGCUGAGAACCUAAUUGCCGAGUCCGAGGAGCAGAGCAACAAGGAGCCCAAAUCGGAAAAGUCACGAGAUGACAUCAGCGAAAAACUUAAGGAGCUGACCGGAGACUGGACCGAGGAUGAGAACGAAGACGAUGUCGAUGACAAGCCCGCAACCACGGAGCUUGCGUCCGAACUAGCCGCAAAGCAUUCAGAAUCAACAGUUCAUGAUGAGGAAGAGGACGACAUUGAUUUGGCUCUUCAGUCUCUUCAUAAAGGACAUGAAGAUCAUACAGUAGAGAAAACUGGUGAGGAUUCGGUCACCAGUGCCGAAGAAGGUGAAGUCCCAGUCGCUAGUAUAAAUAACCAAGCCGAGAAAAUGGAUGUAGACUUGGAAGCGGCGGACGACAAGGAUCCAAAGUCAGUCGUCACGAUCAAGAAAGAAAAAGAGAUUGAAAAUGAGGAAGAAGAAUUUAUCAAGGAAGAUGCAGCCAUCGCCGAUUCUGAGGCGGAAUCAAGCGAAGUGGUAGCUGCCGCUGAGGGCGAAGAUGAGGUGCAUCUCGAGGCCGAUAACAUACGCAAAGAGCUGUUAGAUGAAUUAAUAGCCGAAGCCGAGAAACCUAUUUCGGAAAAGAGCAUUGUACAACCUGCGGAAGAUUCCACGACAGAGUCGUCAGCUCCAGCCUUAGAUAGUGCAGUGACGAACGAGGAUGAUCUGGUGCCGCCUACUCAGAUGUCCGCCGACCAAUUGGAGGGUGAUGGGACAAAAGCGGAAAAUACAGCCAAGAAUAAUGAUAACACAAGGUCGACGGAAGAAAACGAAACCGUAGAGGAUAUACCAAACAAGAGCGGGGAUGCAUUAGCCGCAGAAAAGGCGACUCUAGAAACAGCUGCUGAGGGAACGACGGUUGGUGAUGCAGCCAGUGCAGACAAGGUGAAGAGUCUCAUUAGCGAAUGGGGGGACGAUGACGACGAGGACGAGGAUGAGAAUGGGGUUAGUGCGGCGGCAAAGGAGGAGCUAUAAUUACUAGAUUUAUUUAUGUUCUAGGUUCGGCAAUUCAAACCAGAUAAGCAGAUAGUACCAUCUUAGCUCGGCAAGAAUUUUUGGUUUCUAAUGUAAAUUAAAUUGUUAACGAAGAUUGAGGUGUUGAAAAGAUACGCAUAUGCACAGGUUUAAGUGUAUAAGAUCUAAUCUACACGUCUCACGUAAUUGUAAAUCCCCUCCCAUCCCAUACAUGUUUCGCUGCUAGCAUGAAAUCGUAAAACUUGUUGAAGUCACCUUAAAUGAGAGAUCAGAGACCAAACAACCCAACAAAGUAACAUUUCGCUAUUUAUGAGUGUCAGUUUCUUUCACCCCUACACCACAAGUAGAGCAACCAACCAACAAUUCACGUUUAGGUAAACACUUUAUAUACACCUAUAUAUAGUAUACAUAUAUGCCUAUUUACAUACAUAUAGAUAUAUGUAGUUACAUAGGUGUUGUUUUAAUUGGUUUAAAACAAUGGCAGGAUGUUCCCAGAUUAAUAAGUAAAAUGAUUGACGUUUUAUCAUUGAUUUAGUAAUAUUCAUAAAAAAAGGUUACCCUUUUUUUUGAUUACCAACUUAAGUGUAAGGUUUAUUAUACAUAAUAAAAGCAUACAAAAAAUAACAAA